AUGACUUCUCCAUUUGUUUUAGUGAAGAUUCUAAAACUAUACCAAAAGGAAUAUUAUGAUGAAUACGUUUUACCUUUAUUACGUAAGCCAAAAAUAACAUUUGAUAUCAAACUUGAUGACUCGUUUUUGAUAACAGAUAUUAGACGCAAGGCUGAAAAUCAUCAGUAUAAAAACAGUUCUGAAGUAAUUGAGGAUUUAUCACGUGUAAUCCGUUUUGUAGAUUGUGGAAAUAAAUAUUUCAUUCAAAAGGACUAUAAUAUCCACGACAAAAUGAAUCAAAUAUCAUUCGUUCUUCAAUCAAACAUGAAAGAGUCACUCAAAAUGAUUAAAUUAUUUAAAGAAGAAGGUAAAACCAUAACAGCAUGGGAUGUACUACUAAAUCAAUUAUCCUCAUUAACCGUUAAGGGUGUUUGCUUUAAAUCUGAUUCCCCAGAUGUUUUCUCAACGUUUCAAGGUUAUAAAUACAACGUUCUCGAAAAACCAGAUUACUCAAAAAUUGAGAUGUUAAUGAAUUUCAUUAAAGAAGCCAUUUGUGAUAAUAACGAUGAAGUGUAUAAAUACCUUCUCGGCUGGAUUGCAUCAAUGAUUCAACAUCCUGGAAUCAAGAAUGAAACAGCAAUUAUUUUGAAAGGACUUCAGGGAACAGGUAAAAACAGAUUUACAGACAUUAUUUCUGAACUCCUCGCUGGUUAUUCAUGUAAAAACAUUACCGAAAUAAGUGAGCUAACGGGUAAUUUCAAUUCAGUAGUUGAAAAUAAAAUGCUUCUUAUACUUAAUGAACUCAAGAAUGUGGGUGAAGAUAGACUCGCAAACUUCAACGCUUUGAAAUCAAUUAUUACGGAUAAUGAGAUUAGAAUUAAUGAAAAGAAUCAACCCAGAAGAACAGCACAGAACGUUGCAAACUUCAUUUUCGUAACUAACAACGUUUACCCUGUCAAAAUUGAAGUUGGAGACAGAAGAUAC
Messenger RNA from Trichomonas vaginalis G3, 963 nucleotides. RefSeq lists its product as uncharacterized. Lineage: Eukaryota; Parabasalia; Trichomonadida; Trichomonadidae. The transcript has a single exon. The annotation marks the transcript as partial. The record is from RefSeq and is a predicted model, not a curated record.